AUGAUAACUACAAUCGAAACACUACCUAAUGAAAUUCUUCUUCAUAUUUUGUCUGAUUUACCAUGGUUUGACAUGUUAACUUCUUUAUGGUCAUUAAAUAUUCGUUUUAAUUCUCUUAUAUGUUCAACUCUUUCAAUAGAUAAUAAUUCGUUAAACAGUGGUCUUGUUAUUACACAUGGUUUAUCUUAUAAUAAAUGUCGUUCGAUAUUAUUUUCGUUGAUCUCGAAUUGUUCGUCUCUUGCUUCUUCUAUUCAACGUAUUUAUUUUGAUGGAAGAAGUUCAAUAGCUUGUGAUCUUAGUUACGAAUGGUUAUUUACUGAUAAAAAUAUUCUUCGUUUUCCUAAUCUUAAAUCACUUAUUCUUAUGCGAUGUGAAUCAAUUGAACUAACAAUUCAAAGUUUAUAUUAUCUUAUUGAACAUCAAUUAGACAAUCUUACAUUAACAUUUGAUCAUCAAGUGUUCAAACGAAUUCACCAUUUAACAUGGGCUUCUUUGCCAACUUCUCAUAUAAGUAAUUAA
Rotaria sp. Silwood2 is the source of this 519-nucleotide messenger RNA. Lineage: Eukaryota; Metazoa; Rotifera; Eurotatoria; Philodinida; Philodinidae. The record is from the annotation of a GenBank genome assembly.